AUGCCCGUUGUUCCCAGCGACAAGCUCGUGGCGCUGCAGCAGGCCGCCGACGGCAUCAGGAACAUCUGCAUCCUGGCCCACGUUGACCACGGCAAGACGUCGCUCACAGACGCCCUCAUCGCCACCAAUGGCAUCAUCUCCCCCAAGCUCGCCGGCAAGAUCCGCUACCUCGACUCGAGGCCCGACGAGCAGCUGCGCGGCAUCACCAUGGAGGCGUCGGCCAUCUCGCUCUACUUCUCGUCGCUGCGCCGCCCCGCCCCCGAUGCCGCCCCCGAGCAGCGCGACUUCCUCAUCAACCUCAUCGACUCGCCCGGCCACAUCGACUUUAGCUACGAGGUCUCGACCGCCUCGCGCCUCUGCGACGGCGCCGUCGUGCUCGUCGAUGCCGUCGAGGGCGUCUGCAGCCAGACGGUCACGGUCCUGCGCCAGACGUGGAUCGAGAAGCUCAAGCCCCUGCUCGUCGUUAACAAGAUGGACAGGCUAAUCACCGAGCUCAAAAUGAGCCCCGCCGAGGCAUACACACAUCUGAGCAAGCUGCUCGAGCAGGUCAACGCCGUCAUGGGCAGCUUCUACCAGGGCGAGCGCAUGGAGGACGACCUCCGCUGGCGCGAGAAGAUGGAGGAGCGACUCAAUGCUGCCGCCGCCGAGAAGACCGACUCCCGAUCGUCGGUGCUCGAAAACGGCGACAGCGUCGACAUGACGAGCACGCCCGCCGAGUACGAGGAAAAGGACGACGAGGACAUAUACUUUGCGCCCGAGAAGAACAACGUCAUCUUCGGCAGUGCCAUUGACGGCUGGGCGUUCACCGUGAGGCAGUUUGCCGGCCUGUACGAGAAGAAGCUCGGCAUCAAGCGCUCCAUCCUGGAAAAAGUGCUCUGGGGCGACUUCUACCUCGACCCCAAGACCAAGCGCGUGCUCAGCUCCAAGCACCUCAAGGGCCGCCACCUCAAGCCCAUGUUUGUCCAGCUCGUCCUCGACAACAUCUGGGCCGUGUACGAGGCCACCACAGGAGGUAACAAUGGGAAGGGAGAUCCUGCCAUGGUCGAGAAAAUCACAAAGUCGCUCAACCUCACUCUGCCUGCCCACAUUAUGCGCUCCCGCGACCCGAGGACCCUCUUGAUGGCUCUCUUUGCCGCCUGGCUUCCGCUCUCGACGGCCCUCCUCGUGUCGGUGACAGAGUACCUUCCUGCGCCACCCAAGGCGCAAGCCGACCGCAUGCCCGAAAUCAUUGACAACUCGCCAGGCGCCGAUUACGUCGCCCCACAAGUCCGAGACGCAAUGACUAACUUCAAGACGUCAAAGGACGCUCCCGUCGUCGCCUACGUCAGCAAAAUGAUCUCCGUACCCGCCAGCGAAUUACCGCAGAACAAGCGAAGAGGUGGCGCGCUUACCGCCGAAGAAGCCAGAGAGUUGGGAAGGAAAAAGCGCGCUGAGAUUGCGCGCCAGCAGGCCAUAGCAAACGGCGAAGUUCCCGACGUGGGCAGCGUGACGGCUGCGCUCAGCUCUGCAGCUAUUGGGGAAACAGAGACACCUGUCGAAGAGACGCCCGAGGCGGAGGAACAGGCCGAUCAUUUAAUUGGCUUCUCGCGUAUCUUUUCUGGGACGCUGAGCGUGGGCGACGAAGUUUACGUGCUCGGCCCGAAAUUUACUCCUGCGAACCCCCAUGCUGCUCCCGAACCGCAAAAGGUCAAGAUCACCGCGCUAUACCUGAUGAUGGGCCGCGGCCUGGAGCCCUUGACGUCAGUACCCGCCGGUGUCGUCUUUGGCAUCGGCGGCCUCGAAGGCCACAUCCUCAAGUCAGGCACGCUGUGCUCGCAGACGGCUGGAUCGCUGAACCUGGCCGGGGUCCAGAUGGGCACCGAGCCAAUCGUGCGUGUUGCGCUUGAGCCCGAGAACCCGUAUGACCUGGACAAGAUGAUCAAAGGCCUGAAACUCCUCGUCCAGAGCGACCCGUGUGCCGAAUACGAGCAGCUGCCCAGCGGCGAGCAUGUCAUCCUCACGGCCGGCGAACUGCACCUCGAGCGCUGUCUCAAAGACCUGAAGGAACGCUUCGCAAAAUGCGAGAUCCAGGCCGGCGAGCCCAUUGUGCCCUACCGCGAGUCCAUUGUCGCCGCCGCUGAAAUGAACCCGCCCAAAGACGCCAAUUUGCCCAGAGGCACCGUCAUAGGCGAAACAGCAGGCAAGCACGUCUCGGUGCGCCUGCGCGUGCGGCCCCUGCCACCCAGCGUCACAGAGUUCCUGGGCAAAAACGCGGGCGCAAUCAAGAAGCUGUAUGCGGAGCGCCGCGCCGAAGAGGAAACAAACAAUAACACGCAGAAUCACGUGGUGCCAGAGACGGAAGACGAUGGCAUCCACGAAGCUGACAAGCGUGAAAUAGGACAUAGCUUGAGUUUCGACGAUUUCAAGAAACAGCUUCACGACGCAUUUGCACAGGCAAAGGGGCAAAAGGAGGUCUGGACUGAUGUCAUUGAUAAGAUUACGGCGUUUGGGCCCCGCAGGAUAGGUCCUAAUAUUCUCGUGGAUGCGACCAAGGAUGGCAUUUGCGGGAGAGCACUCCGUGAUUCGUCUUCCCCGGACCCCGAGGCAGAAGUGGCGGCGGCGGCGGCGUCGUCGGAUCGUACGAUAUCUGCGCGAACGUUUGCAUCGACAAUUUCCUAUGCCUUUCAGCUGGCCACGGCACAGGGGCCAUGCUGCGCCGAGCCCGUCCAAGGCAUCGCCGUCUUCCUCGAAGACGUGACGCUCAACCUUUCUGACGACGAAGGCGCCCAGGACCGCGGCCGGCUCACGGGCGAAGUCAUCAAGGCAGUGCGGUCGUCGAUCCACCAGGGCUUCCUCGACUGGUCGCCACGCAUGCUCCUCGCCAUGUACAGCUGCGAAAUCCAGGCGUCGACUGAUGUCCUCGGCCGCGUCUACGCCGUCUUGACUCGCCGCCGCGGCACCAUCCUCAGCGAAACCCUCUCGUCCACCUCGUCUGCAUCCACAACCGGCUCGCAGACCUUCACCAUCAGCGCGCUGCUCCCCGUCGCCGAAUCCUUUGGCUUCAGCGACGAAAUCCGCAAGCGCAGCUCCGGUUCCGCAUCUCCCCAGCUGCGCUUUGCCGGCUUUGAAAUGCUCGAUGAAGACCCCUUUUGGGUCCCUUUUACAGAGGACGAGCUCGAGGACCUUGGUGAGUUGGCUGACAGGGAGAAUGUGGCAAAGAGGUACGUGGACAAGGUAAGGAGGAGAAAGGGGCUCCGUAUUGCGGGUGAAAAGGUCGUGGUGGAUGCCGAGAAGCAAAAGACGCUGAAGCGUUAG
Messenger RNA from Exserohilum turcica Et28A, 3294 nucleotides. RefSeq lists its product as uncharacterized. NCBI's taxonomy places the organism in Eukaryota, Fungi, Ascomycota, Dothideomycetes, Pleosporales, Pleosporaceae. The transcript is spliced from 4 exons. The coding region runs from base 1 to 3294 and encodes 1097 amino acids. Gene Ontology annotation, biological process: cytosolic ribosome assembly. The record is from RefSeq and is a predicted model, not a curated record. Gene Ontology annotation, cellular component: ribonucleoprotein complex; cytosol. Gene Ontology annotation, molecular function: GTPase activity; GTP binding; ribosome binding.